Messenger RNA from Phyllostomus hastatus (greater spear-nosed bat), 4600 nucleotides. RefSeq names its product solute carrier family 33 member 1 (gene SLC33A1). Gene Ontology annotation, molecular function: acetyl-CoA transmembrane transporter activity. Bases 438 to 2090 code for a protein of 550 amino acids. NCBI's taxonomy places the organism in Eukaryota, Metazoa, Chordata, Mammalia, Chiroptera, Phyllostomidae. Gene Ontology annotation, cellular component: membrane. The record is from RefSeq and is a predicted model, not a curated record. The transcript has 6 exons.
CUAGGACCACUUCCUGAAGCGCGGGGCAGGAAGUUAUUUGGUGUAGCUGGAGUCCCGUGGAGAAAGUGCUGUGUGUCGCAUUGGUAGUGGCGCGAACGGUCCGGUCUUGCUGCAGUUAGUGCCGGUUUCCAUCGUAGCACCACGGCCCCUCUUCCAGCUCCGAGCCCGGCGCGGCUGCCCGGGGGGCUCCUUCAGCCUCCUUGACGCCGCUCCAGGGGGCGCUUACCUAGCCAUCGCCUGGGUCUCCAGCCUGGAGACUAGCUCCCGGCUUCCGCUCUCCGAGCCGCAGUAAGAAGGGCCCUUGUCACUCUCGCUCUGCCUUCCUCUGUCAACUAUCGAGACCCUGGUCCAGAGCGGCAGCCUUGGACCUCGGACUAGACGGAUCCAAGACGCUCAGCCCAGACCCCCCUCAGACAGGGCUUUUCAUCGUGUCUAAAAUGUCACCCACCAUCUCCCACAAGGACAACAGUCGGCAACGACGGCCAGGGUCUUUCAACCCCUCCCUGGAUAUGAAGAGCGGCCCUCUGCCGCCGGGCAGCUGGGAUGACACUCAAGUGGAGUGGGUGGGCGGAGAAGGGGACAAAGAAGCUUUUCUUUCGGAGGUCGGCACCGGUGAUUUCCCAAAACCACCAAGGAGUUGCCAGGCCGAAUUAAGCAGCAUUUUCCUGUUGCUUUUUCUUUACGUACUUCAGGGCAUUCCUCUGGGCCUGGCGGGAAGCAUACCACUCAUUUUGCAGAGCAAAAAUGUUAGCUAUACAGAUCAAGCUUUCUUCAGUUUUGUCUUUUGGCCCUUCAGUCUCAAAUUGCUCUGGGCCCCAUUGGUUGAUGCGGUUUACUUUAGGAACUUUGGUCGUCGCAAAUCUUGGCUUGUCCCUACACAGUAUACACUGGGAGUCUUCAUGAUAUAUCUAUCCACUCAGGUGGACCGUUUGCUCGGGAAUACCGAUGGCAGAACCCCCGAUGUGGUUGCUCUCACAGUGACAUUUUUUUUGUUUGAAUUCCUGGCCGCCACUCAGGAUAUCGCUGUGGAUGGUUGGGCAUUAACUAUGUUAUCCCGGGAGAACGUGGGUUAUGCUUCUACUUGCAAUUCAGUGGGCCAAACAGCGGGCUACUUUUUGGGCAAUGUUUUGUUUUUGGCCCUUGAAUCUGCUGACUUCUGUAACAAGUAUCUGCGGUUUCAGCCUCAACCCAGGGGCAUCGUUACGCUUUCAGAUUUCCUUUUUUUCUGGGGAAGUGUAUUUUUGAUAACAACAACUUUAGUUGCCAUUCUGAAAAAAGAAAACAAAGAGGUAUCAGUAGGAAAAGAAGAAACCCAAGGGAUCACAGAUACUUACAAGCUGCUUUUUGCAAUUAUAAAAAUGCCAGCGGUUCUAACAUUUUGCCUUCUGAUUCUGACUGCAAAGAUCGGCUUUUCAGCAGCAGAUGCAGUAACAGGACUGAAACUGGUGGAAGAGGGAGUGCCGAAAGAACAUCUAGCCUUACUGGCAGUUCCGAUGGUUCCUCUGCAGAUCAUACUGCCUCUGAUUAUCAGCAAAUACACCGCAGGGCCCCAGCCACUGAACGUGUUUUACAAAGCUAUGCCCUACAGAUUAUUGCUUGGAUUAGAGUAUGCUCUGCUGGUUUGGUGGACUCCUAAAGUAGAACAUCAGGGGGGGUUCCCUGUGUAUUACUAUGCUAUAGUGCUGCUGAGUUAUGCGUUACACCAGGUUACUUUGUAUAGCAUGUAUGUUUCCAUAAUGGCUUUUAAUGCAAAGGUUAGUGAUCCACUCAUUGGAGGAACUUAUAUGACCCUUUUAAAUACCGUGUCCAAUCUGGGAGGAAACUGGCCUUCCACCGUAGCCCUCUGGCUCGUCGACCCCCUCACGGUGAAAGAGUGUGUAGGAGCGUCAAACCAGAACUGUCGAACACCUGGUGCUGUUGAGCUUUGCAAAAAACUUGGUGGCUCGUGUGUUACAGCACUGGAUGGUUAUUACGUGGAAUCCAUCAUUUGUGUGCUUAUUGGAUUUGGGUGGUGGUUCUUUCUUGGUACAAAAUUUAAAAAGUUACAAGAUGAAGGACCGUCUUCGUGGAAGUGCAAAAGGAGCAAUUAAUGCAUUCACUAUUGGGCAUUGUGAGAAAGGUAACUAUAGUUUAGUUUUAAUUCAGAGAGCUAUGAUAAUCAGUGUACAGAACAUAAAAUGUUGUUUUCAACAAGGAAAUUAUUACUACAAAUGCCAAAUGGUUAAAAAACAGACCUCUCUCCGUACAUGAUUCUACUUUUCCUUGCCUUGUCAAUGUAUUUACAGUUUACUUAAGGUCAGGAAAUGGGUUCUGAAACAACUUGCCUGGCCUUCUUAUUUGAUUUCUGUCUUUCAAACGGACUGACCAAAGUGUGUUUUAAGCAGCAGUACAGUAGCCACAAGUGGUGCCUGUGCAGUCGAGUAUUGUUAUCGGUGUCUGUCACUGAGCUAUAUUUAAAAUUUUGAUAAAAUAUAGUAAGUGGAAAAGAGCUUGAUAUUCCCAUACUAACUGUGAUACUCGUGGCCUGUUGAAAGAUAAAUCUUGUUCUGAAUUGCAAAUUGUUAAAUUCUUCGUGGAAUUUCCUGAGAAGAGAAUUUAGACCACUGACUGAAAUGCCACUUUAGUUGUUUUUCUGACCACAACCAUGUAGUACUCAUGAAUCUGUGUUAAAAAGUCUAUUUUAAAUGUAAUUCCUGCUUUUGUAGGCAUUAAAGAUUUAUAAGAUUAUUCAAACUAUUUUUUAUAGAAUGAAAGCUAUGAUCUUUAAUUUAUUGAUUCCCUUGUCUACCCUUUUUGGGAAGAUAUUUUGAUUCCUCGUUAACUUUUACCCUAACGCUCGCACAUGUUUUUUGCCACAAGCGCUACAUGGCACACAGAAGUCUCAUUAGCGGGUCAAAGGUAGUGUUGUGUGUGUGUUCUUAGCACAAGUGUUGGAGACAAAAAUUGGAUGCUUCCCUUCAAGUCCUUUUUUUUUUUUUAUGGAGAGAAAUAGUAAAGCUUUCAGAUUAAGUAAAAUUUAAGUGAAUAAUACUGUAAUUUUUUUUAAAUGUUCUAUCUAAGGAGAGGAGCAAAGACAUUUUGUGCCUUUGACAAAUUAAAUUGUGGUGGAAGAAUGGUUCUUAAUUAAGCACUUUACUAGUGAGAAAAGAUCUCACAAUUACUUUAUAUCAAAUCAGGUACUGUAUUUCCACUUACUAAAACACGGUCUUCUGUUUGUAAACUAUAGUCUCCAGUAGAGAAUUGCUGUUCCAGAAAAAUUAAGCUUUUCAGUACAUUUAGCAAUUUCCAACAUAAUUAUGUUCACCCAGUAAUAGAGUUCUUUGUGUAUUUUGUAUUGUGUGUUACUCUGACUUUUAAAAGAUUACCAAUCCUUCAAAAGAGAAAAAGAGAGAUGAGUAGAGCCUUGCUUAAUAUUUUUUGUGGAAGAAUAUAUACUAACUCCUGAUUUUGUUAAUUUUGUAACAUAGGUCGAAUGUUAGAGUGGGGUUUUUAUAAGUAACGGAGGAUAAAAUGGGUGGGAGGAAGUGGCAGCCGGCAUCUGAAGAAAGACCAGAAAGACUGCGGCGGCGGCCUCUAGCGCUCGCGCAUCCCCGUUGCAGAGCCGGAGCUGGGCAUUGACUCGGAUCCUGAGGAAUCACCUGGAAGCUCAUCCCAGAGACAAGGAGUCUACGUCAGACAGUAGACUGCAGUACUCCAUUCCAUAGGUUAUGCAUUAUCAUGUGUUAUAAUCAACAUGUUUACUUGAAUAAAGAAAAAAUUCACUUAACUCUCACCUGUGAAAUGUAUUUUGAUUUUUAAUUUGUGCACCAGGUAGCUCACAUUGCCAUAAUUACCUUUUAUUUUUUUCUUAUUCAUGUUACUAUGAAUUAUACAUAUUUCCAAACAUACUUUAAAGUGUUUUGUUUUUUUUUAAUUUUUAUUUUACUGAUUUUAGAGAGGGAGGAAGGUACGGGGAAAGAGAAAUGUCCAUUUUUUGUUCCACUUAUUAUAUGUGUUCAUGUAUUCUUUGGUUGAUUCUUGUUGCACCCUGACUGGGGAUUCAACCCGCAACCUUGGCACAUCAGGAUGAUGCUGUAACCAGCUGAGCUACCAGGCUAGGGCUAAUGACUGAAGUUUUAAAAUAUAUUUUAAGCCUUUACCCAUGCGAUAAAGGUCAGUUAUUGCAUUUGUUCCUGAAAUGAACAAUUAUUUUAAAUUGUAGUCAUUUGGUUAUUGGCAUACAUGCUUAUAAUGCAUGCCCCAAAUGACUUAUAUUAAUAGCUAUAUGCAACUGUGUUGCAUACCUUGAUUACUAAUGGCAUUUUAACAAAUGAGCUAACUGAAUCUGAUGAUCUGUUUAUUGUAGAUCAAUAGUAUUAGAAAAUAGUACCUAUUUUUGUGAAUAUUUUUCUUUACUGAUUGGUCUUGAUAAACUCUGCCCUCAAGGAUGAGCAUUAAUUCCUUUGUUUAAUGUAUGUAUUUACUGGCUAACAUCAGAUGUGAACAUAUCUCUUUUUGUCAGUACCUCUGUUUGCACAUUGGUUUCAACCUGUAUACUUCUGAGUUUGAAAAGUUCUUGUAAGAUUAGCUAAGACCAAAAAUAAAAACUCUCUCCUCUGUA